Molecule: messenger RNA, 1356 nt
Organism: Alternaria incomplexa
Lineage: Eukaryota; Fungi; Ascomycota; Dothideomycetes; Pleosporales; Pleosporaceae
Exons: 2
Coding region: 1-1356 (451 amino acids)
Molecular function (GO): sarcosine oxidase activity; flavin adenine dinucleotide binding; saccharopine oxidase activity
Source: RefSeq, a predicted model, not a curated record
AUGCUCUGCGACGAUAAGCCCUGGUUACUGAACAACAUGUCGUCCAGCAAGCCCUCAUACCUCGUCGUUGGCGCCGGCGUCUUCGGCAUUUCAACUGCUUACCACCUUAUCAAGAAGUACCCAGAUCGACAAGUUACUGUUGUCGACCAGGAUGCUUGGGACGCCGAUAACCGCGUAGCAGCUUCGUGGGACUGGAACAAGGUCGUGCGCGCCGACUACGACGAUGUCAUUUACUGCAGACUUGCGCUCGAGGCGCAAGAUGUGUUCAAGGAGGACCCGUUAUGGCAACCAUACUUCCACGAGACUGGUAUCUUCUGGGUUUGCCGUUCAGAUUACGCACAAGAAGUCAUCGACAACUACAAGAAGCUUGGACGCGAAGCAGACCUGCAGUCAGUCACCAUUGAGGAGGCGAAGAAGUUGUUCGGCGGGCUUUUCGAGGAUGCGAACUACGACGGCGCAAAGAGUGUACUCGUCAACAAGACAAGUGGUUGGGCACAGGCUGGUGACGCGCUAAGAGCAGUUACCAAGUGGUCGAUCGCAAAGGGCGUCAAGUACAUCACCGAGAAGGUCAAAGACCUAGACUUCGACAGCGCCGGCCGAUGCACAGGCGUCAACACAGAGCAAGGCAGCACCAUCAAAGCCACCCACACCAUCCUCUCAACCGGCGCCUACACCGCCAAGCUCCUCGAGCAAGCCGCCCAGAAAAGCGGCAACCCCAACCUGCGUUCUGGCUCAAGAAUUGUCGCUGGUGGUAUCACGACCGGCAUGACGACGCUAGACGAGAAGUCGUACGAGAAGUUCAAGGACAUGCCCGUCGGUGUCCAGGGCUACACCGCCGCAUACGGACCCUUCAUCGGCAGCUUACCGCCUACCAAGGACCGCGAGCUCAAGUGGUGGGGCGAGAAGAUCUUCAAGCAUACACACGAAGUACUACCCGGUCGCUUCGUUUCUGCGCCGCCGUCUGGAAAGGAUUAUAACCAGUGGGACGUGCCUGGUCCGUUGAAGCUGGAUAUCGAUCACGCGAAUGAUGUGUUUUACGGCAAGAAGGGCGCGAAUUGGAAGAUGGAGAAGCAUCGGAUUUGCUGGGACGCAUUCACGACUUCAUCCGACUUCAUCAUCUCGCCGCACGCCGGUGCCAAGGGCCUCUACGUCGCCACAUGCGGCUCCUUCCACGGCUACAAGUUCUUCCCCGUUCUCGGCAAAUACGUCGUGCAGAUGCUGGAAGACGAGCUGGAACCAGCGCUCAAGGAGAAGUGGGCAUGGGAUCGCGAAAGGCCGGCGCCUAGCCUCAACCCCGACUGGCCUAGGUUCGAGAUGACGGAUUUGAUGGACCAGUGGCCAAAGGCCAAGUUGUAA